UGUGGCUGAUGUAGGAAGCCAGAGCGUAAAUUCAGUUUUUACCAAAUUGGAAUCGCGGGAAAAGGAGAGGAGGUGGUUUGAAAGUAUCGCGAGAUCGAGUGAGUUAGGCCGGCCAGGGUAAGGUUUCUCGCGAUAGAUUUAGCAAAAGUUCAGGGGUGGGAAGCGUGGUGAGAACUCUCGCGAGAUCUGAAGAUACCACCGCAGCGGCGGCGGCGGCGGCCCGAGAAAAUAGGAGAGGACCGGAAGUCCUUCAUCUUGAGCGUCCAAUGCUGGAAGCGGCCUGACACUUUUUGCCGGAAACCCCUUUUCCUGGGAAUAGGAAGACGGUCCACCUGGCCGGAAGUCCCACCUCCCUGAAUUCCCCCACCCUUCCAGAAGUUUUUCUGUCACCUGUGCUUGCCUUCAUUCCUUUUCCCCAUUUUAUCCACAUACCAAAAAAGGAUACGUUUCGUGUCCACCUCCCAACUCCACUAAGCGGGUUGGAUCGCUCACUCCCCGAGUAGGGGCGCUUUCCCCGCGCCCCCAUGUAGCUGGAAAGUGGGACCUGGGGGUAGUUAAACCCCUGGGGCCCUGAAGGAGAGGACACAGAGCGCCGCUUCUGCUCCUGCCAGGACGAGGCCUCUUCAGCCUCUCCCCUCCUGCUGCCAUGCACCCCGCGGCCUUCCCGCUUCCUGUGGUGGUGGCCACUGUGCUGUGGGGAGCGGCCCCCACCCGUGGGCUCAUUCGAGCGACCUUGGACCACAAUGCCAGCAUGGACUUUGCAGACCUCCCAGCGCUCUUUGGGGCUGCCUUGAGCCAGGAGGGACUUCAGGGGUUCCUUGUGGAGGCUCACCCAGCCAAUGCCUGCAGCCCCAUUGCCCCACCACCCCUAGCCCCGGUGAAUGGGUCAGUCUUUAUUGCACUGCUUCGAAGAUACGACUGCAACUUUGACGUCAAGGUUCUCAAUGCUCAGAAGGCUGGGUAUGGUGCUGCUGUGGUACACAACGUGAAUUCCAAUGAACUUCUGAACAUGGUGUGGAAUAGUGAGGAAAUCCAGCAGCAGAUCUGGAUCCCAUCUGUGUUCAUUGGGGAGACAAGCUCCGAGUAUCUGCGUACCCGCUACGUCUACGAGAAGGGGGCUCAGGUGCUUCUGGUCCCAGACAAUAGCUUUCCCUUGGGCUAUUACCUCAUCCCUUUUACAGGGAUCGUGGGACUGCUGGUAUUGGCCAUGGGAGUAGUGAUGAUAGUUCGUUGUAUCCAGCAUCGGAAAAGGCUUCAGAGGAAUCGACUGACCAAAGAACAAUUGAAACAGAUCCCUACCCAUGACUAUCAGAAGGGAGAUCAGUAUGAUGUCUGUGCCAUCUGCCUGGAUGAAUAUGAGGAUGGGGACAAACUGAGGGUGCUUCCCUGUGCUCAUGCCUACCACUGCCGCUGUGUGGACCCCUGGCUCACUCAAACCCGGAAGACCUGCCCCAUCUGUAAGCAGCCCGUUCAUCGAGGUCCUGGGGAUGAAGAGCAGGAGGAAGAAGCUCAGGGGCAAGAGGGUGAUGAGGAAGGGGAACCAUGGGACCACCCUGCCUCAGAACGGACCCCACUUCUGGGCUCCAGCCCCACACCCCCCACCUCCUUCGGCUCUCUAGCCCCAGCUCCAUUUGUUUUUCCUGGGUCUUCAACAGAUCCCCCACCCACUCCUUCCACCUCAUCUGCCAUCAUAAUCUGAUGCUCCCCCUUUCCCUCUCCCGGUGAACUAUUUGCACAGCCCCUCUUCUCUCUAGUCUCUUAUGUUCAGUGGUGGGGGUUCAUUUCUGCCCCAGGCUUCUUCCUUAGCCAACCCCAUCCUUUUUGAGUGGGUUGGAAGUGUAAAGGGACUGGAUCUUCACUUACUGGGUAAAUAAAAUUGUUUUUGUGGAUUAAGGAAAGAUGAGGUUAUUAAACAGGUAAAAUUA
Condylura cristata (star-nosed mole) is the source of this 1925-nucleotide messenger RNA. RefSeq names its product ring finger protein 167 (gene RNF167). The transcript has 10 exons. Bases 647 to 1699 code for a protein of 350 amino acids. Gene Ontology annotation, cellular component: nucleoplasm; cytoplasm. NCBI's taxonomy places the organism in Eukaryota, Metazoa, Chordata, Mammalia, Eulipotyphla, Talpidae. Gene Ontology annotation, biological process: ubiquitin-dependent protein catabolic process; protein ubiquitination; positive regulation of DNA-templated transcription. Gene Ontology annotation, molecular function: ubiquitin protein ligase activity. The record is from RefSeq and is a predicted model, not a curated record.